AAAUCAGGACCGUGCAGUUGGGCAGUAGUAACGGUCGGCUUCGCUUGUUGUGGCUGUCUUCCCUUGUCUUGUUGCUUGGUUAGUUGGCAGCAGCUUCCGUUACUUUUUCCCAGUAAAGGAGAAAGUUAGACAUUAUAAAUGAAGAUCUUGUUCUUUCAGCACUGAGGCUGCUGUUACCGCCACGGUGAUGCGGUACAAUGUCUUUAAGUACAGUGACUGCAGGAAGCGGGGUGUUUGAGGCUGUUCAGAGAGGAGAUACCGAGCGGGUCACCCAGCUCAUUGAAGACGACACGACCGUCUUACAGCAGAAAGGUUGGGGUGGUUUUACUGCCCUUCAUUUUGCUGCUCUUCAUGGAAACCGUCCAAUAGCUGAGCUCCUCUUAAAUUGUGGAGCCGAUCCCAACAUUGCUUGUGAUGCAGGACAAACCCCUUUUCACUUUGCAUGCCGACAUGGCAACAUCAGCAUCAUGCAUAAAAUGCUGCAGCAUGGUGCAGACCUGGCUGCUGUGGAUCUACAGGGGAAAACAUCACUCCACCAUGCAGUCAGUGGGGGAAACAUUGUUGCCAUGCAGUAUCUGUCAGAGACCACCAUGUUCCGGUUUUCAGAUGGUGAUCACUUCCAGGUCACUCCUCUACACAUAGCUGCUUCCAUGGGGAAUACUGAUGUGGUCAGGUACCUUCUACGCAACAAUAGAUGUGCAGCAGAUGCAGUGGACCAGCAGGGGGCGACAGCACUGCACGUGGCUGCAGAGAAGGGCAUGAUUGAGGUGUGCUGGCUGCUACUGCAGAGUGCGGGAUUCCACAUUUUACACAUGAAAAACCACACUGGCCUCACACCUCUAGACCUCUGUAAUCACGGAACCACUUAUAGACAUCAUCAACUCAGCAAAAUCUUAACUCCAUUCUACAAUAAACCAAAAGAUCAGAAACCCAAAGAGUCAUAUGUGGUGUACUACUGGAUGCUUUUGGUGCCCAGUCUCAGUGGGGCAGCAGUGCUCCUCAUAGCUGCAGCACUGGGAGAAUAUGGAGGAGUAUUUUGUGGAGUGUUCUUUCCCUGGAUGGCAAAAGUCACCCUUUCACAGUACCACAGAAUGAGCAGCUAUCAGAAGUUACCAAAUCCCAUCUAUCUGGGAACUCUGACUGCAGGCAUCGUUCAUUCCUUAGUCUGCUUUUACUAUAAAAUUCUUCCUAGUAUUUGGCCAGCACAUACACUUUUGCAUGUUUCAGUUCUCCAUUUCUGUGUGCUUCUUGGGCUUUUCUGGAAAGUUCUGAGACAAAAUCCAGGCCGACUCCGAGCAGCUGAUGCAGACCACAGGUUCGCCAGCAUAGCUGAGCUGCUAAAGGCCAAUCAGAAUCCCAGUCGUUUCUGCAUUUACUGCGAGCUAUUUCAAGUGGAUAACUGCAAGCACUGCCGCCUGUGUGACUUUUGUGUUCUGGAUUAUGACCACCACUGCCUCUUCCUCAACCACUGUGUUGGGCGCAACAACCACCGGACCUUCGUGCUCUUCAUCCUGGCCAUGAUUGUCGCGCACCUCAUCUUCGUCAGCAGCGCUGGCUUUUAUCUGUACAGGAGGCUGGCCUUGGAGGAGCACUGGAGCUGGACCUCAGUAGCAGGGAGAGAGGCUUGGGUGCUCCUGCUGCUCCUGCUCAACAUCCUCACUCUCGUCUGGCAGGUCUGGCUGCUCACAGAGCAGUUUGAUGCCAUUUCCACUGGAAGCACCAGCUACUUUAGACACUCUCACCGUAAGAAGCUUUCUUGGAGAAAGCGUCUUGCCACAGUUCUCUCUUUUCUGAUUGAAGGGAAGAGUUUUAAAGGCCUUCAGCAGAAAUCUGUUGACAUUUAGUUUUAAAAUGAUCAUUUCGGUCAUAGACAUUUCCUUCACUUCAAAACUCGGGGCUUUUACGAUAAAAACUGUGGACAUUACUGGAAUACAUCCACUUGCAAAACUGAAUUGAAAAACCUUUUUAAAAAGUAUUGCAGAAGCAUUCCAAUUUUAUAACUGUGCACUAAAAACCACACCAUUUCCUGGUAAUGCAUCUGUUUCUGUUUACACAAACUUGUAAUUUCCUUUUUUUGCACCAAGCUUAUUUUCUAAGAUUUUAACACUGGCUUACUUCAAGACAUUUCAUUAAUUACUGUGAAAUAGGCUUUGAGUUCUUGGGAACUUAAUGAACUGUUAAUUAUUGAGAAUUUUUUGUGUAAGUAUUAAACCUUUUUCCCCCUCAUUUCAUUAUGUAACUCCCUAGGUCCCCACAAAAUCAUUGGGGAUGCAAACAUUUGUAUACCUUUGCACAAAUAUAGUCAAUGUCAGGCAUGUACAAUUUGUACAAAAUGUCACACAGUCCAUGGAUUGUCAUGAGUAUUUAAACAUUAAACAUGGUCUAAAUUUCACUCCACUGAUUGUACACUGCCUGGUCAAAGAAAGCAAAAAGGUUACACACUAAUAUUUCGUUGGACCCCCUUUAGCAUUGAUUGAUUCACACAUUCACUGUGGCAUUGUUUCAAUAAGCUUCUGCAAUGUCAAAAGAUUUAUUUUAAUCCAGUGUUGCAAUAAUUUUUCACCAAGAUCUUGCAGCAUUGAUGAUGGGAGAGUCUUCUCCAGCACAUCCCAAAGAUUCUCAAUGGGGUUAAGGUCUGGACAAUCCAUGUGUGAAAAUGAUGAUCUCAUGCUCCCUGAACCAUUCUUUUUUAUAAUUCCAGCUCCACGAAUCCUGGCAGUGUCAUCUUGGAAUAUACCCGUGUCAUCAGGGAAGAAAAAAUUAUUCCAUUGAUGGAAUAACCUGGUCUAUAUUCAGUUUAUUCAGGUAGUCAGCUGACCUCAUUCUUUCAGCAUAUACUGUUGCUGAACCUAGACCUGACCAACUGCAGCAGCUCCAUAUCAUUUGCUUAGUUAAAUCCAGGUGGUGAAACUUUUUUUUUUUUUGGCCAGGCAGUGUAAUUUCAAGCUAAACUUGUACUUGUACUGUUCAAAUAUUUGUAACAGUUUACAGUUUUAAUAAACGUAUAACUAUUGUUAA
Molecule: messenger RNA, 3018 nt
Organism: Astyanax mexicanus (Mexican tetra)
Lineage: Eukaryota; Metazoa; Chordata; Actinopteri; Characiformes; Acestrorhamphidae
Exons: 10
Coding region: 198-1844 (548 amino acids)
Biological process (GO): protein palmitoylation
Cellular component (GO): Golgi membrane
Molecular function (GO): palmitoyltransferase activity; protein binding
Source: RefSeq, a predicted model, not a curated record